AUGACCCCACCGCUGUCCAUCAACGACUCAUCGCGCCUCAGUCCGCGACUUGUUCCACCCGGAAAAGAUGAUUAUACCUCGCCCAUUAUGCCGCCAUCCGACCGGCGCAAGCGGAACAAGCAGCCCACUCGCCCAAAGAUACGAGGAUGCUACAAUUGCUCGAGGCGCCGUGUGAGCUGCGACAGGGCAACUCCACAAUGCCAGAAGUGCCUCAACAGCGGCUUGCAAUGUUCUGGCCUCGGCCCGCGCAUCCGCUUCGUGCACGCCGUCGCUGACCGCGGGAAGCUCAAGACCACUCCAACCGCCGAAGAACCCGGCAUUCCAAGUGGUCCCCCCGCCCAUCUUCGCUUCGAGAACAGGGAAGAAUCUCGCCCUAGCCAAACAGAGCAGUCUGACCCCCCUGGCCCGGAACUCCAGCCCAUGGCCCUCGCACCUUGGGUACCUCAGUUUACCAUAUGCUACCCCCUCGACCACAUGAGUAGCACCGAGAGGUCUCUUCUUCACUAUUACGCUGAAAAAGUGGCACCCGUCAUGGUCACCAUUAACAAGCCCUUCAAUGGCUACCGCGACGUGAUACUACCCAUGACCGAGGCGAGCCCAAUGAUGCUCAACGCCGCCCUCGCUGCAGCCUCUCACCACCUCGCUGUCGUGCACCAGUCGAGCUACCGUCAAUCCGCUACUCGCUACUACACGGCUGCCAUCCGUGGACUGCGCCAUCAGCACCAGCAGUCAUUGAUCCGAGGAGCCGACGAAGCAGCCCCCUCCCCAAGCCGCGAUACCGCGCUUGAAACCAUCGCCACCACCCUUCUGCUCCUCGUCUGCGACAUGGUUGCUGCCGGUAGCGACUUCCAGUUCCUGUUCAGGAUGCUCACCCGACUGGUCGAGAUGGCCGGCGGCAGCGACGCCCUGUGCGCUGGUGGCGACCUAAACAACCUCUUCCUCGUACAACAAGUAAAGAAGUUAUCUUUCUAUGGCCAACCCUUUCUCCGCGAGGCUACCUCGACCUCUCUCGUUGUCACCGGCUUUGCUGGCGCCGUCGAGGCUUUCGUCGCCCAGAGUCGCGUCAAUCCGGAGCACGGAACCAUCUUUGCUCGGCUGAUCGCCCUCAUCGAACAGGCCCGUGACAUAUAUAUCCAUCGAGCCAUUGGCGAUCUACCUGCUCAAGCAAUGCACGCCCUGGUCGAACACUUCCUCGCCACUGCCGGCGACAUACCCGUCGCCUCGCCUGGUGGACACAGCCUUGUGUGGGCCUACUUCAUCGUCGCCGCCGAGAGCUCCGACCCGCGACAUCGGCACUUCUUUGUGGAAAAGCUGAGGGAGUUGUUCAGGGAGACAGGCUUCGCGAACGCACUAGGCGCCGUCCAGGAGCUGCAGAGGAUUUGGUCGAUUGCGGGCGAGGAGCGGUGGACGUACAUGUUGCCGACACUGGCACGAACCUUGGUCAUGUAA
This is a messenger RNA of Diplodia corticola, 1449 nucleotides long. Its product is annotated as acriflavine sensitivity control protein acr-2. Lineage: Eukaryota; Fungi; Ascomycota; Dothideomycetes; Botryosphaeriales; Botryosphaeriaceae. The record is from RefSeq and is a predicted model, not a curated record. Bases 1 to 1449 code for a protein of 482 amino acids. The transcript is spliced from 4 exons. Gene Ontology annotation, molecular function: zinc ion binding; DNA-binding transcription factor activity, RNA polymerase II-specific; transcription cis-regulatory region binding. Gene Ontology annotation, cellular component: nucleus. Gene Ontology annotation, biological process: positive regulation of transcription by RNA polymerase II.